GUUGCGGAAGGGGAACUAUGCAGAGCGAGUGGGGGCUGGAGCUCCGGUGUACCUAGCAGCUGUGCUCGAGUAUCUGACCGCUGAGAUCCUGGAGCUGGCGGGAAACGCGGCCCGUGACAACAAAAAGACCCGUAUCAUCCCCCGCCACCUCCAGCUGGCCGUGCGUAACGACGAGGAGCUGAACAAACUGCUGGGAGGAGUGACCAUCGCCCAGGGAGGAGUGUUGCCCAAUAUCCAGGCCGUGCUUCUGCCCAAGAAGACCGAGAAGGCCAAAUGAACUGCGCAUUGACCCAGACCACCACAACGGCUCUUUUAAGGGCCUGCCACUGCUCUAAAGAACAGACUUAGUAAAAGGGCAGACUUGAUUAAAAGAACCUUAUCAAUAUUUGGGAUGCUUUAGUGAAACAAAGCUGCCCUCUACUGGUUAAUAUCCAGAAACCCGUUCCACGUUACAUUAAACCCGAUGUGCAGUGUGUGUGAUGUUCUUAUGUAGAAGAUAUCGGUCACAUUUUUGUCAGUUUUUUGACAAUAUGCGAAACUGACGAGCAGGAUCGAGCAGACUCGUGUUUGAUCUGGAGUGUGGACACUGAUAAGACCUGAGGAGGACCCCGCCCUGAGUCUGUUCAUAAAUGUAAAGUGAUGUUUGUGUCCAGCAGAGGGCGCCACAACUCCACUCUCUUUAUGUUCUGUUGACGCAGAUAUUUUGUUGACUUUUCAAAAUGACGACUUUAAAUAAUUCACUCUUGUCUAGUAAUAAUUUUUGUAAUGAUAAUUUGCACAAAUGGCCUAAUGCAAGUAUACUAAAAUAAACGUGGUCUGUAGCCUAGUUUCUUAACUUUUUUUUUUUUUUUUUACAUGAUUGUGUCGCAGUCAAGCUAGCUCUCCACAUGAACAAACUGACAAAGUUUUCUGAUGAGAGAGGGACUUCUCUGAUCUCCAUCAUCUGCAGGGAAGUCUGUGGAUGAGAGGAGAGAGAGGCAGGGACUUCCCUAAGCCUCCAUCAUCUGCAGGAAAAAAAAAAGCCCACUCAAUAUUCCGCCGCCUCCCACAUCACCAGAGCAAGCAGAGCGCUAGCAAGGAAGGAAUCGCACCCUCAACCUCGACACAAAAGGGAAAUCUAACCUCUAACCUGCCCUAACAAUGGAGGAGAACAUGGAUGACUCUCAGAGCCAGAAAGGCUGUAAGGAAUGCUGUGAGCGUUGCGUGGGCAGUCUUCCCUGGGCCUCCCUUAUUGCCACCAUCUUACUGUACAUGGGAGUGGCUCUGUUCUGUGGAUGUGGACACGAGGCUCUCAGUGGGACAGUGACCAUUCUGCAGAACUACUUUGAGGUGAUCCGAGCUCCAGAAGCCAUCGACGUCUUUACUAUCAUUGACAUCCUGAAGUACAUCAUCUAUGGGCUGGCUGCUGGCUUCUUUGUGUUCGGGGUCCUUCUGCUCGUGGAGGGCUUCUUCACCACUGGAGCCAUCAGGGACCUGUAUGGAGAGUUCAAGAUCACUGCCUGCGGCCGUUGCCUCACCGCAUUCCUGAUGUUCUUGGCCUAUCUCUUCUUCCUGGUGUGGUUGGGUGUCACCGCGUUCACAUCUUUGCCAGUAUUCAUGUACUUUAACGUUUGGUCCAUGUGUCAGAACACCAGUGUGGUGGAGGGCGCCAACCUCUGCCUCGACCUGCGCCAGUUUGGAGCUGUCACUAUCUCUGAGGACAGAAAAGUGUGCACAGGAUCUGACAAGUUCUUCAAGAUGUGCGAAUCCAAUGAGCUGGACCUGACCUUCCACCUGUUUGUGUGUGCACUGGCAGGAGCUGGGGCUGCUGUUAUUGCUAUGGUGCACUUCCUGAUGGCUCUGGCUGCUAACUGGGGCUACCUGAAGGAUGCCAGCCGGAUGCAGAAGUACGAAGACAUCAAGUCCAAGGAGGAGCAAGAGCUGCAUGACAUCCACUCCACGCGCUCCAAAGAACGACUCAACGCUUACACAUAGAGCGGAGAGCCAGCAGAGGGCGGCACACACCAUUCAAACAGAGCAUAGGCACAUACACACAAGCACCCACCUGACAAACACCACAAAUAUACCACUAAAUAUACCAUAAAAACACUAACAAACCAAUGACACUAGUAGAGUUAAGUUUUAAAAAUAUACUACAAGAAGGCAGGGAGCACAGACACUUGGCAAUCCAUGGUGACCACUGCAAAAAAUGUGCUGUUGUUAAAAUAAUUUGAAUUAACUGAGAUUUUUGAGUUGUUUUGACUAAUUUAGGGUUAGUCAAGUUGUUUUAAGAUAUUUUUACUAGUUGCAUAUCAUCUGAAACUGGAGUAAGAACUAACUUGCAAACAAUUUAGCUCGAAAUAAGAAAAAAUAUGUAUCGAAACUAGUCAGAAGUAUCUUGAAAUAAUAGAAAUGAUAGGACCAAUAAAACUACCUUAGUCAAAAUUAUUCAAAUUAAUAUUCUGAUUUCAAGUCAUUUUAACCAAUAGAUUCUCUUUUUGCAGUAUGCAACUUUUACCUCCAAGAAAGCAAUUUUGUAUUUUUUCCAUCAUAAAAAGUGGUGCUAGAUAGUAGAAAAAUGUGUAGAAAUAAAUACUGAGUAGUUUGAGUAGUCGUAUUUUAGAGCCAAAUUAGUCAAAUUAGUGCGCUAGGCUAGGCCCAUUAUAGAAAAUUUCUUUACCAUUUUAACUAUUUUGUAAUAUUUUUUUGUCUUAUUUGCGCUUCAAAAGCAGCUAUGUAGAAAAAUUGAAUGUGCUGAACAAUCACAACCCAAAACAGUUCAUACUUAAACAAAUGGACAGUAUUGUAUAAAAAAUGCCAAAAUAAUGUAUCCAAAGAGGAAUUGUGAGUUUUUGAGUUACUCAUUCAGGGCAUGUAUUAUGGUAAAAAUGAGCCAAUAUUUAACCUUAAAGCAUUAUAACUUUUCAUUGACUUGCUACUCUGUAAUUUGUUGGCGUAUACUAACUAUGCCAAUAUUUAGCUUUGUAUAGAUUGGCGUAUUUUAAUUUCAACAUUACGGUAAAUAGCUACUACCAAUAGCUAUGUUAAACUAGCUCACUAUGGAUUGUCAUAAGUGUCUGUGAUUUCAUUGCUAUAAUUUGGGGUGCAUCCAAAAAGUGCAUUGUCCAUUCUUCUUGUAUCCCUCUUUACACUUACAUUAUACUGAUAUAGACACAACAUAUUAGACAUAAAACAUUCUAGAUGUGGCUGAUUGGUCGGUGUUGUCUGGUGGUGUCAUAUGCUGUCCGUCGUGUCCGUUUUGCCACAUUAAGAUGACUGGGAAAUGGCGAUUCAAAAUGGUUCCCGAGGAGUUUGUAUCUUGUAUUGGGUACAAAUGGGUAGCUUUGCUGAAGUCCCCCUGAUCAUUCCCCCCUAUACACCCCAAACCUCAAACCUUGUAUUGUCUUUUCAACCCACUUUCAUUAGUUGUUGUACACAAUUAGGAAUGGGUUUUCAAAAGCAGAACACACUUAGGUUCAAUAAAAUUACAACCCAAAUUUCAAAAAAGUUGGGACAGUGAGCGCAAAGAUGAAACUAAAUUUAAAAAUUGUUAGAAAAAGGUGAGAUAUAUCAAAUGUUGAAACCAAGAUAUGAACCCAUAUGUAAAAAAAAAAAACAAAAAUACAAAAAUGAAAUCACUGUCCAAAUGCAUUGAAAUUGUGGUUGUAUAAUUGAAAUAUGCAGAUGUUUUGAUGUCAUACAAGAGACCAAAAUUAUUUAUUUGUAUAGACAUCUUAAUUUGGAUUUUGACAUAUAUAGCACUUAAAAUGGUGGUUUAGAUUUGUCAAAAAAGAAAAUGCCAUUUAAAAGAACAACUAGUGAAACGGGGUUAGUGCCCCCUAUCUCUUUCCAUCCAAUUUCCAAUUUGUAAAAACGUGUGAUUUUUGUCCUCCGAAACAGCACAUUUAGCAGCACAAAGUAUUUCUAACGUGUCCAUAUUGAACCAUUAUGGUCUGUUUAUAAUGUUUUUCUUCACUGGAACAAUUUUGCCACAUUUUUAUCGAUAUUAUUUAUGUGUGAUUUUAGCAUUUUUUGCUAUUUAAAACAGAAAUUUGGGGCGGGUUUUGUCGUGGGUUGUUGGGAGGGUAUGGGUUUACUGUAUCACUUGAUUUCACUUGAUUUGUAAAUGGAUUAUGCACACACACGCACAUACAAAAUGACACAAAAACAUACCAUUUUUUACACAAAUCAUAAUUUAAUACAUGUUUUUGAUUUUCAUAAACAGGCCCAAAUACAUGUGACCAAAAUUUGUAUUUACAAAUUUCGAUUUACUAAUAGUAUUACUCAACUUGACAUGUGCGAAUAAGCUAAAGGCAAACUGUGAAAUGUACAAAGGGCAAGAUGGUUUUCAAAUAUGUUUUAAUGACUGGUAUUUUGAAUGGAAAAUCUGUAAGUGGUGCUAUAGGAGCUAAAAUAUUUAAAUAACAGCCUAUUGGUUUUAAUAAUACAAUUUAAGCUGUUAUUUUGAUAUCAGACAGAGAGUUAGCGAGUUUGGAGCCAGUUGCUUUGUACUUUUGAUGCACCAGGGACCAAAACAAUUAGCGUAGGUUAGUUAAUAUUUAGCUGUUUUAAAUGGCUAUAAGUAAUGCAUAUAUGUUUUGGCAUUUGGGAGAAACUGUAACCUUAAACUGUACUUGGUAUUAGGUUGUUAGUGUAGCCUUUUUGUAAACUAGCCUAUAUGCAAACUUAUGCUGCAUUCACGUGGUAAUAUAUACUGUAAUUCAACUGAAAGGCAAUGAGAAGAAGCAUAUUAAUGGGAUUACCUUAGCGUAGGAUCAAUAUGGCAAAAAUAUUAGCAAGUCCUGAAGCCAGUUGCCCUACUAUUUAAGCGCUUAUUACAUGUUAUGCCAAUUCUGAGCUGCCAAAAACCUGACCAAAACAAUGCAAACAUUCACAUCAUCGGUGGGCAUUGCAACCAGGGUCACGUAAGGACCAAGUAUUUCCAAAUGGCCUGUUUCCAUCUCAUAUCCAUUAUAUCCUAUGAUUUAACCAGUCAUUAAAACUACUGAAGAUUGUAUGUUUGUCCUGGUUUAAACUGUGAACGAAAGUGUUGAUUCUCUAUCGACCAAUAGAGACGCGCCAGGGGCAGAUGGAUGACAAGAAUACACUUUAAAAAAUAAUAUUGAAAUGUGUUGAAUAGCUUGGAAAAACGGAAUAUUUACUCACUUGUUUUGAAUAGUUUUAGCUUGUUCUGCCUUUGUCUGCAGUCUACAUUUUGGCAUUUGUUUUGAAAUAUUUCUGUUUAGUUUUAAUAGUAUUUCCUACGCUCAAAAAAAUUCUUUAAGCUCUUGAAUCAAUGCAUUUUGUAAUUUAUUUCUACUUACAUAUUUAUCCAUAAUUGAUAGAGCACAUUUUAAGUAGAGUAACUUAAAAAUCCAAAUAUUAGUGUUCAGUUAAUGUUAACAUUUCAUUUUUGGAGUGUAUUUCAGGCUAAAUUAUGUGCCAAUAAACUUAAUAUGACAGCUAAAUAAGUAAACGCAAAUGUAUUUAAUAAUAAUUUAGCUUAAAACAAGACAAAUAUUUAUUGAGACCAGAAAUAAAUAUCUUGAAAUGCAGUAAGUCAUAGUAUGUUGUUCUGGUUACUCAAUUUAAACUAGUAAAACUGCUUAAAACAAGUUCAAUAUUUCAAAUUCAAGUCAUUAUAACUUAUAGAGAGUUAUUUUUUGCGGUGUAGCUGUUUGGAAAGUGGGUAUUUUGAACGGGUUUUGAAAAGAAUAUGAAGCUACUAGGCCUAUAUACCAGCACACACUAUAAAAACACAAACAUUUACAAACAGUACACAAAUCACCUCCAUCAUCUUUGAGCCAUAACUUUUACUUUCACCGAUUACAUGUCACUAUUUUAUUAUCAAUCUUUAUUCUUGAAACUUUUAAAAUGUGAAAUUAUUAUUUAGAAAAAACGAGAUGUGUUUUUAUUUUGUUUUUGAGUUGUCGGGCAGUAUUAAAAGCACUGUUCCUACAUGAUUCCUGUACAAAGAUAUACAUAUAUGUGAAACAGUCAAGGUGAGAUGCCGGGAGAAUGAUUUCCUAUGGGUGCAGAGUCCGGGGGAGCAAAAUACAGUUUAAAUUAGCUGUUUUUCACAACAUGCAAAUAACAGUAACUCAAAACUACUCUAAUACGAGGUAAUUUAGAUGUUACUAGUCAACAGAUGAUUAGAAUUAGCCAUCAGUUUUAAUUAUGGGUAAGUUUUGUUGGUUAAAAAAGGCAUAGAUGGGAGUAUAUCAAUGACAGCUAUGGGGACCCACUUAAUUAAAAUGUUUUAUUCAUUAAUUUGCUAAUAGGGUAUGAAAUUAGCUUAGCCGUUAGAAUUACUAGGUUUGAUUAGGUUUGUGCUACAUGCUAGUGCUUAGCUUGUGUAACUAACUUCAGUAUUAGCACUUUUUAGCUCUAGCAGUGAAAUAGCAUGCACUGGAUAGCCUAUGCUUAGUGGAGCAUUUUGCAAAUCAAAUCAUUAAGCCCUGUAAAUAACAUUGACUUCUUAUUGUCUAUUUUCAGUAUUCAUUGAUAUAGUUGAAGUAUUGUGGCCUCAAGCUAAAGUAAUUGACCUUGUACCAGACAUAUCUCACCAUGUUUUUUUAAGAAUUGGGUUUUCUCUGUUCCUUCUUAGCUGAAGAUAUCAACAAGGUUCUGCCGCUUGUUUUAGCAGUGUAGUCUAAAUGUGUAGUUUAAAUGCAUAGUUAAUGUAGAACUACAUAGUGCUUCUACACAUUUUGAAGAUUUGGGCUAAAAUAUUUUAACUUGAGCCCAACACAACAUGCUCCCCUCAGUGUAUUGUAGGUUUCAUAGACCAGAGGCUGUAGACCUUGUGUCAGAGCUAGUGUUGAGUUACUGUUGAUAUGAACCACAGCUCUGCAGAGGAGCCCCCCGCUCGGCCCGACCAGGUGCACCCGGCCACACAGUAUUUUUAAGGGUCUAGUUUUACAGUAACAUUAUUCUAUCAUUUCAUUGCCUGACAAUGGAUGUCUUGUCAGUGUUUUUAACCUCAGAUAAAAAAUAGUUUUUUGUGCACUUAUUGCCCAUCGUGAGCUCUCUUAUUCUUGGUGUGUAAGUGCAUUGAGAUCCCACUGAGGGACCUGUGUAUAGUCUUGCAGCAUUGGUUAUAACCUGAAGAAAUAACAUGAAAAUGAAUGAAUUCAUAAUAAUGAAGAUAAUCUUAUACUUAAAAAAGAACAAAAAAAGACAGUGAAUCUAGUUGUUGUUUGUGGCAUGGUUAUGCAUUCAAUGGUCCUCAUUUUAACGAUUAAAACAAAACAAAAAAAUCAUUCUUUUCCACAGGCGCUGUUCUGCUGAUUUCUUUUUCGUUUCCACUCUUUGUGCAGUAUUGCCGUUCCUUGUUGCUAAUGGUGUUGCUAAGCUAGCUUGCUUGCUCAGUUGUUUACCACCAGAGCAAUAUGUUGUAGCAUUUCUUUUGACCAAGAAUACGGAAAUUUAAAACCAUUCCUUUUUUCUCUAAAAUUUCUCAAAGUGCAUGGAUCUAUGACUGCGAAUCUUAAGUGAUAUGAUGUAACUACUAUUAUUAAUAGUGUUUCUCCUAAUCAAAUAAAGCUGAUUUUGCAGUUGUUAAUUAUAGAAAUGUAUUGCUCUGGCUCAUUGUCCCCGUGCUUGUUCGCAUCCUCUUCCUCGCCUACUGCCUCGGCCACUGCAACCUCUCUAGCGCUUUAAUAUUCUUGACUCCAAAUAUAAAUUAUAGAAGCUGUUUUUUAUUACUUCCUGCGGUCACAUGCUCUAAAAUAUGCAUGCUAAGGGUGUUUCUAAGCAAAUAGCACAGUAGUCUUUCAUAGCAACUAAAUACAUUUGCGAUAGUGAUUUUUUUCAUUCAAUCGUUAUCAAAUGUGGCCUUCAACUGUAACUCUUAGAAUGGGGAGAGGAUGGGAGCUGCGUAUGGUUCCCCUUUUUUUUAUUAUCCCGUUGUCUUUUUGUGAUUAUAAUAUAUGUACUUUAACACUACUUAUCCUAUGUCCUAUGCCUAUCCAUAACUUAACAGUACUACUACUACUACUGAUACUGUAACUACUACUCUUUACCACAUACAAGACAAGAGGCACUGAAAUCUAAUCUCUUAAAUUUGGUAUCGAGUAAGAAAGAUUACCUUAUUUAUUGUGAACAUGUUUCACUCAUUCAGCUAAAAUCUUAACUUAAAAUUGAAACUAGAUGCCAAAAUCUAUAUUAAAACAGGCCAGAUCAUUUCAAUACAAAAUUAACAUUAAUAAAAGCAAUGUUUUUAUAUACACAAUUCUAGUCUUGCCAAUGUAAAUCUAAAAUGUUGUUGUUGCAGUAGCUUCUGUUGUACCACUAAUCCACAUGUUUGGUUUGGCUGGACAUUCUGGACAUGGGAACUAUAAUGUCUUUUUAUUGUUUUAUUCUUUUGAGUUUUUCCAUAGUAACUUUAGACUUUUGUAUGCACUCUGGUUGCUUAGUAGCGAGCUUUAUCUGAAUCACUCCUCCAUUUUGUACAUAUCUGUGCCAACAGCUUGGGCAGACAGUGGCUUUUUUUAUUUGUAAAGACAUAAACUUGCUUGCAUAUAUAAAUAAAAUGAAAUACUACACUUGUGUACUUGUUAAUAAGGGAA
This is a messenger RNA of Periophthalmus magnuspinnatus, 8549 nucleotides long. Its product is annotated as neuronal membrane glycoprotein M6-a-like. Bases 1141 to 1974 code for a protein of 277 amino acids. The transcript is spliced from 9 exons. NCBI's taxonomy places the organism in Eukaryota, Metazoa, Chordata, Actinopteri, Gobiiformes, Gobiidae. Gene Ontology annotation, biological process: neuron projection development. The record is from RefSeq and is a predicted model, not a curated record. Gene Ontology annotation, cellular component: filopodium; plasma membrane; neuronal cell body.